AUUUAUUUUUAUUACCCUUUCCCCCCAUUUGAUUUCUUGUCCCUUUACUUUCUGGAGUAUGGAACACGUUCACAUGGCUUCAAAUUUAAGAAGUACAAAAGGUAGAGUGCCGUAAGUUUCGGUUCUGGGAGUUAGACAAUGUUGCUAGUUUCCUUUCUCUUCUUCCGGACACAGCCCACUGAUAAGCACAGACAUUUAGAACAGGUUCCAGGCUGUUUUCUACCUUCCUUUCCGUCCCCCCAUUCCCUUCAUGUUAUCACUUGGAGCGCUUCCAUAUUUUUUUACACAGCAAGUUUCAUCUUUUUUUUUUUUUUUGGACACAUAGCAUUCCACCAAGUAGAUCAAUCACGAUGCCACUCGAAUUCCCUCCGGAUGUGAAUUUAGCUCAUCUCCAGUCUUUUGCAGUGGUGUGCAAUCGUCUGGUGCUGAUUCACCUGGUACCGAUGUCAUGUUGCAUGUUUCUGAGCAGAUCUUCUAUCUGGCAGUCACGUUCCUGGAAUUGUUCAGGUGUUAAGGCUGUUCCAAAUUUCACUAGCCCGGCCGUGUUCAGAGAGGCGUUUCCCACGCUCUGGCCAACAGUGCUCAGCAUGUACUUUACCUUAAACAGCGACAGGCUGCAGGCCUAUCUUUGCAACAAGCCCUCAGCUGCUCGGUUUCGGGCAUUUGAGAUGUGUCGAGCACGUCUCUCUCUUUUCCCUUGGCUCAUCCUUCUCAUCCCCAACCCUUGGCUUUCAUCCUGCAGGUUUCAGAUGAAACACUGUUUCCUCCUGGAAGACCUUGAGGAUUGCUCUCACCCCAGGGGGAGGUCAGCUCAGUGCCUUCUCUGUUCUCUGUCUUCCCACCCAAUCCUCUUUCCUGCCUUAGAGCACAUUUUCCAGGAAGGCGGUCGGAUCUGUGACUGCCUCCUCCCUCUGAAGGUGAGCUUCCUGCAGACAGGGUCCGAUAGCCUCGUCAGUCUGCCGCUGCAGCUCCAGCACCAAGGACAGAGCCAGCCCACAGUAGGUGCUCAGGAAAUACCUGCAGCUUGGGACCCAGGGAGCUAUGCCGGGAAACACAGGCAGAAGGACUCAGGAGCACAGUGGGUGCUCAGUACAUGUGGGUCUCUUAGGAGCGAAUGCGUAUCUGCUGGGCUUGUUGUAGAGGGGGCCACUGAGGCUAGGAGAAGCGACAGUCCCUUGCUCAGGCCGCCGAGUGAAGGCUGGACAGGGGUUCCAGUCCAGAGCGCCCCUACUUUGCCUGAGGCCUCUGCCACUGCCUCAUUCAUGACUCCUUCCCCUGGCACCCCCCUCGCCCAACACAGUGCCUGGCACAGACAGGACCUGAUAAAAGUGUAUUUGUUGAAGGAAUGAAUGAAUAUGUGUGUCUGCUGGGGUGGGGAGGGGAGCUGCGUCCAGCCUCCCAGGCCCGCAGCCCCCUCCCCGUGCAGAACCCAGGAAU
Molecule: messenger RNA, 1437 nt
Organism: Lutra lutra (Eurasian river otter)
Lineage: Eukaryota; Metazoa; Chordata; Mammalia; Carnivora; Mustelidae
Source: RefSeq, a predicted model, not a curated record